Molecule: messenger RNA, 747 nt
Organism: Ostertagia ostertagi
Lineage: Eukaryota; Metazoa; Nematoda; Chromadorea; Rhabditida; Trichostrongylidae
Source: the annotation of a GenBank genome assembly
AUGACUAUGUUGCACGUUCCUUCUAUGCUCUCUGAACUAGAUAUAUGGACCACUCGAUGGCCGCUGUUUCUUUUUUACACCAUGUCCGAGGUAAAUUCGGAUCGUAGGCCAUUCCGCAGAAAAAGACGACACGGUGGGGAUGGCGGCGGUGGUGGUGGCGGAAGAAGGAUACCGGACAGGUGGUUGAAUUACGAUCCAGUCGGCCGAGAUUUGGAAGGUACACGCUUCGUCGCAUUCAAAACCCCACUAGAUAAGUCAUUUUUCUCGGGGAAGCACGACUUGACCGACGAUGAUUACUUUGAUGUGCAUAGAAUCGUCACAUAUGCGCGUCAAGCAGGUAAAAUUAUUGGUAUGGUGGUCGAUCUCACAAACACUGACAGAUAUUAUAACAAAGCAGAAUGGGCAGACUAUGAUAUCAAAUACGUAAAAAUGAACUGUCCGGGACAUGAGGUCAGUAACCGCGAGGACAUCGUAAAGAGCUUUUUGAAUGUCGUUGAUGAGUUCAUCAGCGACUCCAGUAACGGCGACAAGUUAAUUGGCGUCCACUGCACGCAUGGCCUGAAUCGUACUGGCUACUUGAUAUGUCGGUACCUCAUUGACAGAAUGGGUUGGACAGCUGAACUGUUCGAGUUCUCACGAGGUCACCCAAUAGAACGUGGACAUUACAAGAAAAGUUUAUAUGACGCCGAAAAACGGAUAGCGGAGGGUUCAUCGCCUUCUUCUUCACCAAAACAGAUUGCUGCUUAG